AUGCGAUUAAGACAAAGCUUAUAUACUCAAGUUGAGUCGAAUUUCCCAAGAUUGAGAUGGUUGGGAAUAACUGGAUCUGUGUAUGGAGACUUGGUGGAUGCUUUAGCAAGAAGUAGACCAUUCUCGCACGUUGCUUGCUGUGGUGGGGAGCUUGGAACAGACCAAUGGGAUGAUAUGGAUGAUGUUUACGUGCAAGAUAAGGAAGUUGAUUUUUUCGAACAGUGGCUUCUUGGAGCAGAAAAUGAGAGUGAUGACGAAAUGGAAGAUGAUGUGGAUCUUGCAGAACCGUUAAGAGUGAUUAGUGGGAUUCUAGUGUUGAUGUUAAAUUAUAGCAACUGAUCCUUCAAGUACUUUGUGCUAGUUUUGUGUUGUAGACAAUGUGAACCUGUUUUAUAUAAUGAUAUCAGUGUAAAUAGUAUUGCUAGCUUGUUUAAACCUGUUUAAACGUUUCUACCCUAUGCGGAGUUUGGAACAUGAGAAAAUUUCACAUAUAUAUGUAAUACAUAUUGUGUCAAGCUAGAGCAGUGACUAUUAUUAAUUUU
Molecule: messenger RNA, 542 nt
Organism: Olea europaea var. sylvestris
Lineage: Eukaryota; Viridiplantae; Streptophyta; Magnoliopsida; Lamiales; Oleaceae
Product: F-box/LRR-repeat protein 10-like
Exons: 2
Coding region: 1-339 (112 amino acids)
Source: RefSeq, a predicted model, not a curated record